UUCCCCUUUCCCCUCAGUUCCUCCUGCCCAAACCCUCUUAGCAUCUAUACAAACUGGUAAACUCAAGUGAAUAAAGUUUCAGAAAGGAAGCUGCGCAGUUCUGUCAGAGCGUCUGAUCGCCACCUCCCAGCCCCGAAGCCCCUGUCCAAGAUGAUUCCAGCCGUGGUCUUGCUCCUGCUCCUUUUGGUCGAACAAGCAGCUGCCCUGGGAGAGCCCCAGCUCUGCUACAUCCUGGAUGCCAUCCUGUUUCUGUAUGGUAUUGUCCUCACCCUGCUCUACUGCCGACUCAAGAUCCAGGUCCGAAAGGCAGCUAUAGCCAGCCCUGAGAAAUCAGAUCCUGUUUACACGGGCCUGAGCACCCGGAACCAAGAGAUGUACGAAACUUUGAAGCACGAGAAACCACCCCAAUAGCUUUAGAACACACGGCCUUGGUUGCAUUCUGUUUCUAGUUCUCUCCUGGCCCUCAUGGUCCUUGUCACUAUGCUACCUCCUUGAUUUUGAUGCUGGCUCACCUAACUCCCAUAAUGACACUGGACUCUAAACUAAUGCACACUGGCAGUUCCUCGUCCCCGUGAAAGACUUACUCGCACAUGUUUGUUUUCCUACAUGUCCCUCCCUGUGCUUCCUUCCUCUUGCCUUCCCUGACCCCCAGCUCGGGCUAAAUGCUGGAAAGGGAUUACCUUCUAAUAAAGCUGCCAUAGAUCUGA
Molecule: messenger RNA, 707 nt
Organism: Mesocricetus auratus (golden hamster)
Lineage: Eukaryota; Metazoa; Chordata; Mammalia; Rodentia; Cricetidae
Gene: Fcer1g
Product: Fc fragment of IgE receptor Ig
Exons: 6
Coding region: 151-411 (86 amino acids)
Biological process (GO): neutrophil chemotaxis; T cell differentiation involved in immune response; innate immune response
Cellular component (GO): membrane; Fc-epsilon receptor I complex; external side of plasma membrane
Molecular function (GO): IgG binding; IgE receptor activity
Source: RefSeq, a predicted model, not a curated record